AUGGCCUUAAACCCUCUCGUCCCAAUUGACCCCUCCAACCUCAAAGGCCUCUCCAUCCUAAUAACAGGCGGCGCAUCCGGCCUAGGGCUCAGCGCAGCCCGAUACCUCGCAUCGUCCGGCGCAAUCGUCACAAUCGCCGACAUCCAGGACGAAGCCGGCACUGCAAUCGCCUCCAACCUCGGUGCCCAAGGCUGCAUUGUGCAAUACGUCCACUGCGACAUCACAGACUACGAGUCCCAGGUGGCAGCCUUCCGCGCCGCACUCAACUUCUCACCAAGCAAGGCCCUCGACGCCGUCGCGGCCUUCGCGGGCGUCGACAAGACAGGCCACCUGCUCGACCACGUCACCUCAACGACAACCGAAACCGAGGUCUCCACUGACAGCCCUCCGCCCCCAAUCCCCGACCUGCGUCCGAUUGACGUGAAUCUCAAGGGGACCUUCUACACGGCUACGCUUGCCCUGCAUUACUUCCGGCUCCCGCGCCCGUCGGACUCGGCCAGCGCAUCGCUUACGAUUGUUUCUUCUCUUGCGGGAUACAUCGACGACACGCAUAGCACGGCGUACACGGCGUCGAAGUUCGGGAGCCGGGGUCUGUUCCGCGCGAUUCGGGCGCAGGCGAGUUCGCAGCUUAACGUGCGCGUUAACGCGAUCUGUCCGUGGGCGAUGAGGACGCCGAUGAUUGAGGGGGCGCUGCAGCGGAUGGCGGAUUUCGGGAUUCUGCCUGGGAAGGGGAUUACGAUGGUGCCGCAUGAGGUUCUUACGGGGGCGUUGGGGAGGAUGCUAGUUGACCAGGAGAUUCAAGGUCGCGCGUUCGCCAUUGUCCCCGAAGGCGCGGUGGAUAUCGGCGAUGAUAUUGAAGGUGCUUAUGGGGGACCGGCGCUUGUGGAGAUGAUGGCGCUGCGUAAGGCUGCAGGCGACUUCUUGCAUAGCUAG
Molecule: messenger RNA, 933 nt
Organism: Aspergillus mulundensis
Lineage: Eukaryota; Fungi; Ascomycota; Eurotiomycetes; Eurotiales; Aspergillaceae
Exons: 2
Coding region: 1-933 (310 amino acids)
Molecular function (GO): oxidoreductase activity
Source: RefSeq, a predicted model, not a curated record